GGGGCUGGGUGAUGCCUGGAAGGGGCACUGAGGGCAUAGAGCAAGCUUGAAAACCAGUGCAAUAGCUUGUGCCAUUCAAAUACUAUUGAGAGCGACUGGAAUUGGGCAGCCGCUGGAGUUCAGCUUCUCCUUCCCAGCAAGGUCUAACUGUAUAGAAUGGCACCUGGUGUAACAGCUGAAAAGAAGACUGAGGAUGAACAGUCGUCAAAAGAUAACUUAAUUCAUCUCUCCAACCCUCACCUUGAGAAAAUGAAAGAUGAUAUCCUGUACCAUUUUGCUCUUGGGACUGGCACCCAUGAUUUUCCUGCCUUGUUUGGAGAUGUAAAGUUUGUAUGUGUUGGAGGAAGCCCUUCACGGAUGAAAGCUUUUAUCACCUACAUAGCUGAAGAGCUUGGACUUGGGAGCGUCGGUGCUGACUAUCCCAACAUCUGUGCAGGAACUGACCGUUACGCGAUGUACAAAGUAGGACCCGUGUUAUCAGUCAGUCAUGGUAUGGGCAUUCCCUCUAUUGCAAUCAUGUUACAUGAACUGAUCAAGCUGCUGUAUCACUCCAAGUGUUCCAACGUAACCAUUAUUCGCAUUGGCACCUCUGGUGGAAUAGGUCUGGAGCCAGGCUCAGUGGUAAUAACCAGUCAAUCAGUAGAUGCUACCUUCAAGCCUCAAUUUGAACAGGUUAUCCUGGGAAAGACUGUAAUUCGCAGUACCAACCUAGAUGACCAACUAGCUAAGGAACUGAUGCAGUGCAGUAAGGAGAUAAAUGAAUUCAAUACAGUAAUUGGAAAUACAAUGUGCACUUUGGAUUUCUAUGAAGGCCAAGCCCGUCUGGAUGGUGCAAUCUGCUUAUAUGCUGAAGAAGAGAAAUUGCAGUAUUUGAAGGCAGCUUAUGAUGCUGGAGUCCGAAACAUUGAGAUGGAAUCUUCAGUUUUUGCUGCUAUUUGUAAUCUUAGUGGUGUCAGAGCUGCUGUGGUGUGUGUCACACUUCUGAAUCGACUUGAAGGGGAUCAGAUUAGCAGCUCACAUGAUGUGCUUGUGGAGUAUCAGCAGAGACCGCAGAAAUUAGUGGGACACUUCAUUAAGAAGUGCCUUGGGAAAGUGUGA
This is a messenger RNA of Emys orbicularis (European pond turtle), 1098 nucleotides long. RefSeq names its product uridine phosphorylase 1 (gene UPP1). Bases 157 to 1098 code for a protein of 313 amino acids. The transcript has 9 exons. Gene Ontology annotation, cellular component: cytoplasm; cytosol. The record is from RefSeq and is a predicted model, not a curated record. Gene Ontology annotation, biological process: uridine catabolic process; nucleotide catabolic process. Gene Ontology annotation, molecular function: uridine phosphorylase activity. Lineage: Eukaryota; Metazoa; Chordata; Testudines; Emydidae.